Messenger RNA from Paramormyrops kingsleyae, 4066 nucleotides. NCBI's taxonomy places the organism in Eukaryota, Metazoa, Chordata, Actinopteri, Osteoglossiformes, Mormyridae. The record is from RefSeq and is a predicted model, not a curated record.
UAUAUUUUGUGUGUGCAUUUCAUGUUACCAUUGUAUUUUUUAUAUAUAUAUUAUAAAUAAAAUAUAUUAGUAUCGAUAUGUGUUCAACACUAAAGCAAACGUUGAAAUAAUUAUUGGCAAUCGUAGGAUAAUAGGGUCAGGGAAUCAUCACGUAGGAUAGUAAGAGGGUCGGGAAAUGGUAGGAUAAUAAAAAGGGUUGCGGAAUCAUCGCGGAGUUUCGCCUAGACGUCGCGUUUUCAUGGCUGUUGAGACGGAAAAACGUCGCGAUUACAUCGCCUGGAUGUAGCUGUUACGGAGGCGCUACGUAGUGCCAAUGUGCACACGACUGAAAAGCUACUAAAUACCGACCUUCAAAAAACGUAUCAGCGACGUAGCGCCGACGUACUUGUGCUGACUGGGUUGUGUGAUGUAUGUUAAGGUUGUUGCUUGCCUCUCUCCUGCACUGCAGCAGCUGCCUGAGCUCGUCCACAGUGACUUGUCCAUUCAUGCCUCUGAAGUCUUUAGGAAUCGCUGCCUGGGGCCGCAGGCCAGGCUGUGGUUCGGCUUCGGGCCUGAGCUCCGGCUCUGGGUGUGGACUUUGGAUGGGCUCACAGCCCUGCAUAUGACAAGCGGGGGUGGAAAGCAGAAGCCUUCUAGGCAUGUCUCAGUCUGUCUAAGUGGGACUUUCUUUUGCCACAAUUAAUUGAUUUUCCCAUUAGGGACUACCUGGUGACUGUCACCUCGCAAGCCGUGAGUGGAAGCACAGAGACAGUAUGCGUCCACCUGGAGUCUCAGAUGCCGGUGACGUUCAACAUCUCACUGCUCAUGGAGGGUGACGUCACUGUCGUCUUAAUGGAAGAGGUGGUAACUCACCCAUUCUUCCGCUGUGUGCCCUUCCAGGUUCCUGCUGUGUCCUCCCCCAGAGUAGCCACCUUACGUGCCACUUUCAAGGGGCCCACUGAGCAUGUAACAGAAAAUACCAAGAUCUUUAUCAUUCCGUCUGGCAGCCUCCCCAUCAUGCAGACUGACAAACCGAUCUAUAAGCCUGGACAGGAAGUCAUGUUCCGAAUUGCAACAAUGGAUUUCAGUUUUUUGCCUCUGAACCAGAAGUACCAAACUGUGGAGUUGAAGGAUCCCAACCACAAUCGUAUUGCUCAGUGGUUAAACCAGUCAGCUGCCAGCGGGAUUCUGGACUUGUCCUAUCGCCUGAGUGCUGAGUCGCCUCAGGGCAGAUACGUCAUCACCGCCUGGAAUGAAGCAGGCAGACAAGCCUCCCAGUCCUUUGAAGUGCAAGAGUAUGUUCUACCCAAGUUUGAGGUAAAAGUGCAUCUUCCUGAGGUUUUGUAUGUUCAAGAUAUUCAGCCAGUGCUGAAAGUUUGUGGAAAAUACACCUAUGGAAAGCCCAUCCUAGGAUCAGUGAAGGCAAAAGUGUGUCUGCAGGGCUGGAGAUUGAAUACAUGCAUGACAUACAUCAAGACAACUGACAGGGCGGGAUGUGCCUCCCAAACACUGGACUUGGCUGCUCUGAGAAAAGGAGAAGGUGGAUACAUCCAGCAUCUGUUUGUCGAGAGUGAGUUACAGGAGUCUGGGACAGGAGUGAUCCUGACGGGGGAGGCCCAGUCGGAGGUCUUCUUGUCCCGCGGCACUGACAUGGUUACUGUCUUGUUUGAGGAGGAGCCGCCCAGUUUCAGACGAGGAAUCCUGUAUGAAGUCAAAGUAAGAGUCCUUGUUGCUGAAUGCUUAUGUCCUUCUCUCAAUCAGGCCUAUCACCAAACAUGCACGUCACAGAGUUGCAGAGUUCAUAAGAAGGUCAUGGCAUUUUUUUCAAAGAGCAACAGCUAUCUGAAGAUCAUGUCGGUCCAGGGGAAGCUUCCAUGUGAUCAGGAAGGACUUGUCUGGGCAAAGUACAUCAUCCAGGGCGCAGCACUGCAGAAGGGCCAGGAGUCACUGUACGUUUACUACUUGUGUCUCCUGCUUAACCCUAUUCUUGUGUACAACCUGCUGCUCAGCGUAUUCUUCUGCCAGCAGAACCACGAUGCAUCCCAAUCAGCUCAUGUCAACCACUCCAGAUUCAGGACACCCACGUCAAACAAUUACUGUUACAGCAGCAUAUCCGUGCUGGUAAAUAAAAAUUCUGUAUGCCUUGAUAAAAACAUUAAAAGAUCUGUAAUCGCCUUCCCUCACCAGAUGUACAGUAAGCUGCCGCUGCAGAGGCUUUCGGGAUACGACCCGCGCCUGAAGGAUGAAGUGAGCAGCUUCCAGGCUUGCCACAAUGAUAUAUACAGCGUCUUCAAGGAAAUUGGAGUAAAAGUCAUAACAAGUUACAGCGUGAGGACUCCUGGGCCGUGUGUAUUGUAUCAACCUGGCAUCCACCAUAAAGUGUACCUUGUAUCACCAGAACAUCUUGGGGAGAAGGGCAUGGUCAGCUUGGUUGGCCAACCCGGUCCCCUUGACUCCUCCGACUCGCUUGCCUGGGAUGCUGAUGACAUUGAGGGUUUCGCAGUAGAAUCGCCGGUGCAGACCGUCCGCACCUACUUCCCAGAGACGUGGAUCUGGGACCUGGUGCCAGUUGGAGACUCGGGCUCCGUGAAUGUGACGCACACCAUUCCAGACACCAUCACCAAAUGGGUGGCGGGGGCUUUCUGCACCUCCCCAGUGGGCUUUGGCCUGGCCCCCAGCGCCCAGCUCACUGCCUACCAGCCCUUCUUCGUGAGCCUGACGUUGCCUUACUCUGUCGUCCGGGGUGAGGUGUUCACCCUGAAAGCCUCCGUGUUCAGCUACCUCCCCAGAUGUAUCAUGGUUCAGGUGAUCCUGGCGGAGUCGGAUGAAUUCACGGCCCAAGCCUGCGAAGGGUGCAAGUACAAGCACUGUGUGUGUGAAGAAGAGGCAAGGACCUUUAGGUGGAUCCUGAAACCUGCUGCUCUAGGUGAGGUGACCAUUGCAGUGAGUGCAGAGGCCCUGAGGACACAGGAGCUUUGUGGAAACGAGGUGGUGACCGUGCCCGAGAGGGGGCGUACAGACACGGUCAUCAGGAAGCUGCUGGUGGAGGUUGGCAUGCUGCUUCGCUACCAGAGGGAGCUAAAUUACAAACACGAUGAUGGAUCUUACAGUGCAUUUGGAAUGAAUGACCAGUCUGGCAACACCUGGCUCACCGCAUUUGUACUAAAGUCCUUCGGAGGGGCAAGUCCGUACAUCUUUGUGGACCCGAGACACAUCGGCGAUGCUAAGCUGUGGCUACACAGGCAACAGAAGAAUAAUGGCUGCUUUAGGUCGGUGGGGAAGCUCUUCCACAACAGAAUGAAGGGCGGAGUCAGCGAUGAAGUGUCCCUGACUGCCUACAUCACUGCUGCUCUUCUUGAGAUAGACAGAGACACCUCUAAUGCAGUGCUGGAGAAGAGCUUCCCGGAGGGUGAAAGUACAGUGGUUGUGUCAUCGGCUGGUGGAUACAAGCAGGAGUUUGUAGUGAAUCAACACAACAGGUUGCUGUACCAGGAGGUCCGGCUGAUGGAAGUCCCGGGAGAGUACAGCAUCAAAGCGACAGGCCAAGGCUGCGCGUUUCUGCAGAUUGCUCUGCAUUACCACAUCCCUGCUCCUGCUGACUUCUCAGCUUUCAGCAUCACCACCAAGACAGAUGGGCUAUGCGACAGCUCAAGGAAGCCCUUGACAGUGUCUGUGGAAGUGAGGUACAAUGGGAAGCGGGAUGAAACUAACAUGGUGAUUAUAAAGAUGAAGCUCCUGUCUGGAUAUUCGCUGGACAAGCCUUCCCGUGAAGCUAUGCUAAGCCAGCCCAAUGUAAAGCGGGUAGAAGAGGAUGAUGGGCAUGUUAUCCUCUACGUGGAUGAGCUGAAGAAAAUGAAGUCCAACUUGUACUCUCUGACCAUAAUGGAAGAUGUACCUGUACGGAAUCGAAAGCCAGCUGUGGUGAAGGUGUACGACUACUACCAGACAAGUGAUGAAGCUGUGAGUGAGUACAGCUCCCCUUGUGCAGACACUUCUGGUUUCUUGCAGGUCACGGCUUAAAUGAGGUGUAGGGUGGAUGGUGCCGUGUGAUUGGAGAGCUGGGCCAGCCCCCUGGGAUGAUGCCUUG